Salvelinus sp. IW2-2015 is the source of this 2552-nucleotide messenger RNA. Its product is annotated as E3 ubiquitin-protein ligase TRIM35-like. NCBI's taxonomy places the organism in Eukaryota, Metazoa, Chordata, Actinopteri, Salmoniformes, Salmonidae. The record is from RefSeq and is a predicted model, not a curated record. Gene Ontology annotation, cellular component: cytoplasm. Gene Ontology annotation, molecular function: protein binding; zinc ion binding; ubiquitin protein ligase activity. Gene Ontology annotation, biological process: protein ubiquitination.
GACACACAACACAAGACUGGGACUUACAUUUUUAGUAGUAACAGAUAGAAAAUUGGAAACGCCAAUAACGGACUGUUAGAAGGGAAGGUUAUUUAAAAGGCAAGUAAAUCAUUCUGUAGUCCUGUAUCUGCAGAACGAUGAUGGCGACACCCAUUCCUGUUCCUGAGCUGCUGUUGGCCAUUUUAGAAGAGCUAAUCACUGAAGACCUUAAGACAUUCCAGUGGUACCUGACUGAGGCUGUGCUCGACGAUUUUCCUCCCUUCCCUAAGAGCAAGCUGGAGAACAUGGACAGGCUAACCACUGUGGAUAAGAUGAUCAAGACCUCAAGCUAUGAGGGAGCUGUCAAGGUGUCACUAGAGAUCCUGAGGAAGAUGAAGCACAACAAUCUCGCUGAGAAACUACAGAGAGACAGCCAAACAUCCUGUCCUGUGUGCCAUGACAUCCUCAGGGAUCCUGUUAUACUGUCAUGCCACCACAAAGUCUGCACAGUCUGUAUACAUGAAUGCUGGAACCAGAAAGAUUCUCGGGAAUGCCCUGUGUGCAAGAAGAGGAUCUUAAUGGAUACAGCAAGGUCUGAGGUGCUCUGCAGUUUGCACAGUGAGAAAUUCAAACUAUUCUGCCUGGAGGAUAAAAAGCUAAUCUGUGUGGUAUGUCAGACUUCAAAAAAACACAAAAACCAUAACUGUAGCCCCAUAGAUGAAGCUGCACAGGAUCAGAAGGAAGAACUCCAGACAGUAAUGAAUUCCUUAAAGGAGAAGCUUGGGGUCUUUAGUAAAAUUAGCCAAACCUGUGCUGAACACAUCUUGAGCCAGGCCCAGCACACAGAGGGUCAAAUUAAGGAGCAGUUUGAGAAGCUUCACCAGUUUCUACGAGAGGAAGAGGCAGCCAGGAUAGCUGACCUAAAGGAGGAAGAAGAGCACAAGAGUCGAGUGAUGAAAGAGAAGAUUGAAGAAAUGAGCAGAGAGAGUUCAUCACUUGCAAACACAAUCAGAUUCUUAGAGGAGGAGCUGAAAGCUGAAGACCUCUCAUUUCUGCAGAACUAUGAGUCCACAAUGGAAAGAGCCCAAUGCAAACUGCCAGAUCCAAUGCUGGUCUCAGGAGUGCUGAUAGACGUGGCUAAAUACUUGGGCAACCUGCAAUUUAGAGUCUGGGAGAAGAUGCAUGAGAUUGUGAAAUACACUCCUGUGAUUCUGAACCCCAAUACUUCCCAACCACAUCUCAUCCUGUCUGAUGAUCUGACCAGUGUGAGACACCGUGAUGAAGACAGCAUCAAUGACAGUGAUGAAACACUGCAGCUUCCUGACAACCCAGAGAGGUUUGAUACCUUUAGAAUGGUCCUAGGCUCCGAAGGCUUUAAUUCGGGGACACAUAACUGGGACAUUGAGGUUGGGGACAAUACUCACUGGUCACUGGGUGUGAUUACAGAAUCUGUCCAGAGGAAGGGAGAAGUAAAGAAUGGAUACUGGCAAAUCCGAUUCACUGGUGGUAAAUAUGAUACACAUUCUCCAUCAGGGUCAGACACUCUCCUUACUGUGAGACAGAAACCCCUGAGGAUCAGAGUGCAGCUGGACUGGGAUGGAGGUAAGCUGUCAUUCUCUGACCCUGAUAAUAAGACAGUUCUACACACAUUCACACACACUUUCACUGAGAAAGUCUUUCCUUUUUGCCUUAAUGGCUGUAAACUCCACCCUGUGAGGAUUUUACCAGUGAAGGCCUGUGUGACAGUGGAAAAGCCCAAUGAGCCCUUCUUACAGGACACAAGUGUCAGAGGCUUAACAGCGAAAACCCACAAUGAUUAUGAUAUGUUCGAUGAUUCAUACGAUGAUAAUCAUGAGGACUCUUAUGAAUCUGAGGACGAUGCCGAUGAAUGUGCAGACUUCGAUUAUGAUUAUGAAGACGAAGAAGACGAAGAAGACGAAGAUGAUUAUAAAUAAGAUGACAAAUAUGAUACUAUCUCGAUCUCCAACAGUUAAACUAUAGUAUAAGUACAAUAUAUGCAGGGUGUGGGAAUGGAUUUGAUGUUCUUAUGAAGAAACUAAAAUUACUGUAGGUCAUUUUUUUAUGUAACUGAAUUAUUUUUGAAAAUCAACAGCAUGGAACAAUAUACAGUAUAUUCUUUUUUUAUAUGACUCCAAAUAUGUUUUAACUGUAAUAUCAAUGGCUGAGUCUAUUUACUUUAAUUGUUAAUAAAAACAUUGGUUUGGAAAAGUAAGAUCUAACACAGUGGCCAAUUUAGUUAAGAACAUACUUAACAGCCAAUGGAAGCAUUUAGCUGCCGAAACUCAAUUGGUAAUGCAAAUGUUAAAUCUAUAUGAUUGCAAUUCCUUUGUGACAAAAUUCAAAUUGAAAUGCAAAAAAAGAUUGCAUUUUCAUGAUUGAGUAUGAUCCAUUAAUUUCCAUGGUACUAUGCAGUACAACACUGACACAUUUAAAAAUCAAACGUAAAAGCUUAUUACAUUUCUAGGGUUGCAGGUAGCCUUGUUACAUUUGGGGCGGCAGGUAGUCUAGUGGUUAGAGUGGUAGGCCAGUAACUGAAAGGUUGCUGGAUUGAA